AAAGAUGGCGCUUCUUCCUUCCUAGGGUUAUUAAAAAAACUGUUCGACUCUCUCGUUCUCACUCUCACUCUCACCGAAACUCUUCUACUUUCUGUUCACUUUCUGUCCGAUUCAACCAGAUUUUGCCUCACUUUCACUUUGUCCAAACGCCUCAAUCUUUUUCCUUAAAUGGCGAUAAAUCUGACGGAAGGUGCGAUAAUGAUGAUGUGCCGCGGGGAGCUGAAGGCGGAAGAGGUGAAGCCGGUGCUCCAGGUGAUCGACGUGAAGCAGGUGAGCACUCAGGCACAGCAGCACAGCAAUACCGAGAGGUAUAGGGUCUUACUCUCCGAUGGGUCUCACCAUCAGCAAGGGAUGCUGGCCACGCAGAUGAAUGCUCUCGUCAAGGAAGGGAAGUUGCAGAAGGGCUCUGUCGUCCAGUUGACUCAGUUCGUCUGUAACGUCGUCCAAAACCGCAUGAUUAUAAUCAUUGUUGAUUUGGAUAUGAUACUGGAAAAAAUGGAUCUAAUUGGAGAACCUGUAUCAGCUCCAAGAAAUGUUGCUGUACAGUCCUCCAUAGCUCAACCAGGGAUGCAAAUUGGGAAUCUCUCAUCUUUUGCCAGCAGUUCACCUGGUGGUCGGGCUAGUAAACCAAACAUGGCUGAGGCAUCCAUGGAGCAUCCUAGAAUAAAUCAAUCACAUGGCAAUACUUAUCCAACAAAUUCCGAUUCAGGAAGAUAUGCUGCAUCUAAUGCACCUUCCAUGCACCCUAAAGUGGAGAAUAGCACUGGGUUUCCGGGAUCAGCAUCCUUAAAUGGGUCAUAUGGUGGUCAGAACACAAAUUUCCGUAACCCCAGGCCAGAAGCUUUGCGGCCUCCUCUAAAUACCUCUACUCGUCAACCUCAGUCUGGAUAUCAACAACCACCUCCAAUGUACACUAACAGAGGACCAGUAGCUAGAAAUGAAGCUCCCCCUAGGAUAACUCCCAUUGCUGCUCUGAAUCCAUACCAGGGCCGGUGGACAAUUAAGGCUAGAGUCACAGCAAAAGGAGAACUUAAGCACUACAAUAAUCCCCGUGGUGAUGGUAAAGUAUUCUCUUUUGAUCUUCUUGAUUCUGAUGGUGGGGAAAUUAGGGCAACUUGCUUUAAUGCUGUGGCUGAUCAAUUCUACAACCAGAUUGAAGCUGGUAAGGUCUAUCUGAUUUCCAAGGGAAGUUUAAAACCUGCUCAAAAGGCUUUCAACCACCUCCAAAAUGAUCAUGAAAUUUUUUUAGAGAGCAUUUCAAUAAUACAGCCUUGCUUUGAAGAUGAUAGCACAAUUCCACAGCAGCAGUUUCACUUCCGUCCCAUAAGUGAUAUUGAAGGCAUGGACAGCAACAGCAUUGUGGAUGUAAUUGGUAUCGUGUCUUCUAUCAGUCCCCCUGCUUCAAUAAUGAGAAAAAAUGGUACUGAAACUCAGAGGAGAAUCCUACACUUGAAGGACAUGUCUGGCCGAAGCGUUGAAUUGACUCUGUGGGGAAACCUUGUAAAUGCAGAAGGACAGAGACUGCAAAACAUGUGUGAUUCAGGGGUUUUCCCCAUUCUGGCUGUUAAAGCUGGUAGAGUAAAUGACUUCAAUGGGAAGGCACUGGGGACCAUCUCUACCAGUCAACUAUUUAUUGAACCCAAUUUUCCUGAGGCUCACAGGCUGAAAGAAUGGUUUGACAAGGAAGGAAGGAGCAUCCCAUCUGUCUCUAUUUCCAGGGAAACAAGUGUGGGUAAGACAGAUAGUCGCAAGACAAUAUCUCAAAUCAAAGAUGAGAAGCUAGGGACAUCUGAGAAGCCAGAUUGGAUCACUGUCAGUGCAACCAUUUCAUUUGUGAAGGUUGACAAUUUCUGUUACACAGCAUGUCCUAUCAUGAUUGGUGAUCGACAAUGCAACAAAAAGGUUACAAAUAAUGGGGAUGGGAAAUGGCGGUGUGAUAGGUGCGAUCAGUCCAUCGAGGAGUGUGAUUACAGGUAUAUACUUCAGUUCCAGAUACAAGACCAUACAGGCUUAACAUGGGUAACUGCAUUUCAGGAAUGCGGUGAGGAGAUAAUGGGUAUGCCUGCAAAAAGUUUGUAUUAUUUGAAGUAUGAAGAGCAAGAUGAUGAUAAAUUUGGAGAAAUAAUUCGCAAGGUUCUAUUUACAAAAUAUAUAUUCAAGUUGAAAGUAAAGGAGGAGACAUACAGUGAUGAACAACGAGUAAAGUCAACAGUGGUCAAAGCAGAAAAGGUAGAUUUUGCAUCUGAAUCCAGAUUCCUUUUGGAUUUUAUGGAAAAGCUUAAAGCAGGGAACUAUAGUUCUUUUGCUUCAAAUACAGAAAGUAUCUCUCCUAACCCUGGAAUAAGUGGUACUGUAGUUGGGAAUAUUGGAAAUAGGCAACCAACACCAUCAAUGAACUAUACCGGGAACAGUAGCAAUGCUGGCAAAGACUUCAGUGUACCAUCACACCAAGCUGGUCGGUAUGGAAACCAGUAUAAUAGUUCUAUUGCUGCUGCAAUUGGCACUCCUGGUUCAUAUCCAUUCUGUAACAGUUGUGGGGGUACUGGUCAUAGCUCCACAAAUUGCCCCAGUAUCAUGAGUAGUCCUGCAUUAGGAGGGAGCUAUCCUAAUAGAGUUUCCUCUGGGCCUGGUGUUGGCAGCUCCUCAGGCGAAUGCUUCAAAUGCCAUCAACCUGGGCAUUGGGCAAGAGAUUGUCCAGGGUUGAGCACUGUACCUCCAGCUUAUGGAAGCAGUGGUGUUACACCUGGUAGAUAUGGUGGAGCUUCAAAGCAACAAUUCGGUGGCUUUUGAAGUCGCCUUUAAAUUUGAGAUAUUAGACGUUUGUACAGAAUAGUGCAUGUUUUCCUGGGUGUAUCAUGUUGUUGCAUAAUAUGAGAGACGUUGCAUUUUGAUGCUCUUGGGGUUUGGUGGAUCGAUCGGGUGUUUCUCUGUGCAGAUAUGGUUGGCAUGCUUAGGCGCUUAUCGAGGCUGAGAAUGGCUGUGGGUUCCAGCCUUUUUAGAGUUACUAUUUUUUGGUAGUGAAACGCAGCCAAGGAAUGGGAGGCAUCUUUCUUGUUUCUGUAAUAUAUUUCUUUCAUGUUUGAGCUCUAUUUUCAAAUUGUUGCAAAUGCUGUUAGGCUAGACAUUGUUUCUACAUGGCUUUUCUUUGAUGCUGGUGAUCUCCAAGGUUUACUGAAUUCAUGUCUGUUAAAUCAGUUUGGUUGACGUAAUGGUAUUGUAAUUAUGAUUAUGUAGCCGAACCUAAAAUGAUCCUCCUUUUUCCA
Molecule: messenger RNA, 3263 nt
Organism: Juglans regia (Persian walnut)
Lineage: Eukaryota; Viridiplantae; Streptophyta; Magnoliopsida; Fagales; Juglandaceae
Product: replication protein A 70 kDa DNA-binding subunit A-like
Exons: 2
Coding region: 169-2790 (873 amino acids)
Biological process (GO): double-strand break repair via homologous recombination; DNA replication; telomere maintenance via telomerase
Cellular component (GO): nucleus; DNA replication factor A complex
Molecular function (GO): zinc ion binding; single-stranded telomeric DNA binding; damaged DNA binding
Source: RefSeq, a predicted model, not a curated record